Molecule: messenger RNA, 1481 nt
Organism: Toxorhynchites rutilus septentrionalis
Lineage: Eukaryota; Metazoa; Arthropoda; Insecta; Diptera; Culicidae
Product: zinc finger and SCAN domain-containing protein 12-like
Exons: 2
Coding region: 213-1265 (350 amino acids)
Cellular component (GO): nucleus
Molecular function (GO): zinc ion binding
Source: RefSeq, a predicted model, not a curated record
UGCUCACACACGCAAAACAGUGGCAAGUCGAGGAGGCCGAAAUCGUACGAAAGGACUUCCCCGCCCCCAUUUUGGUUGUCAUUCUAAUGUAAACAAACCGUCUGCCAGAAGAAAUUUUAUGAUCCGAUCCGAUUCGGAUUGGAAAAAACGGAAUUUUUUUCUGCGAAUGUCACGAUUUGUGGGCGCAUCCCGUUGAACGCGAGUUUUUCCCGAUGGAUUUGACAAUCUACAGUGAUGUACCGAAUGAGACCCCCGGAUCGUACUGUCGGUUUUGCUUCCGGGAAACGGAACUGGUACCAAUUUUCCAUCCCACCACACUGGAGCCGGUCAAUCGACAGCUGCUGGAUAUUAUUCUCGAGUGCACAGAUAUUCAACUCACAGCGGAUAGUGAUUUUCCUUCAUCAGCCUGCCAGAAUUGUCUCCAGGUUUUGCAGGAAUUUUACCACUUUCGACGACGCACGAAGGAAUAUGACCGUAUAAUUCGAACAAAAGAAGUACCACAAGUGGAGCCGGAAGUGUUGAUUGUUAAGCAGGAACCGGUCGAGGAUGAAACACUCGAAAGUGUUCGAAGACAGUAUUUAGCCGAUCAGCAGUUGCAACAUCAGCAAAGCCAAGAGGAAGAUGAACACGACGAUGACGAUGACGAGCACGAAAUUGGAAGUAGCAGCAGUACGCUAACGGCGGAAGAAUCCCGCGAUGAAGAUUUUCAGUUCCCAAGCCUUAGUGCCAUUUUCAAGGUGCGCACCACAUCCGGCUCGAGUGGUUCGAAAUCAACUCAAGCCAGCUGCGUCGAGGAAAACCGUUGCAUGGUUUGUGGGGAGAAGUUUCCCUCUCGAGAAGCUUGGAUAAUUCAUCUUCCGGUACAUGCCGCAGAGCGGCCCUUUCAAUGUCACAUCUGCCUGGCGCAGUUUAAAACCAAGUACGUACAACAGAAUCACAUCAAAACGGUGCACCAAAACAUACGAAGCUACCAGUGCAAGAUUUGCACGGACCCGAUCCGACAGUUCAAAAGCAAACGCACCCUGGAGGAUCACAUGCGUUACCACACCGGCGAGCGACCGUUCCUAUGCACGUUGUGCAAUGUGAGUUUCUCCUCCGGCAGUGUCCAUCGUAAUCACAUGUAUCGCGUGCACAGAGAGAUGCGCAAGAAGGACCGGAAGUGUAGCUUCUGUGGGAAGGAGUUCGACCGAAUACUGGACCUGAAGCGGCACCAGACCAGCUAUUGCGAGAAAAUCAUUGGCCGGGCCAUGGCGGAGCGGCUUUAGAUGGAUGGUGGAGGGAGCGAACGGUACCAUACACACAAGAACGAAAAUAACAAAGAACAAUGUUGAAGCCAGUGACGAAUACACACACACAUAUAUAUAAAUGGAACUAUAGAUUUAUGUUUUAGAGCUAACCCCACGUGAAGAGAAAAUGUACAAUUUUUUCCCGAAUAAAGCAUAACAGUAGAUUGUCUUCGAUGUACAAAAAGAGGAAAUGCA